Molecule: messenger RNA, 1445 nt
Organism: Neurospora tetrasperma FGSC 2508
Lineage: Eukaryota; Fungi; Ascomycota; Sordariomycetes; Sordariales; Sordariaceae
Exons: 2
Coding region: 1-1401 (466 amino acids)
Molecular function (GO): protein binding
Source: RefSeq, a predicted model, not a curated record
AUGACGCUGAUCGAGAUUCCCUUUGCUAACCUCACCCUGUCGGACACCAGCAAACGCAUGUAUGACAAGAGGUUCCGGGAAUGGAAUGUGUUUAAAAAUGUCAACAGUGAUGAAAAGGAUAGGCAUCCGAAGCAGAGAUCCGAGUCUCCUGCCGAAACCAUCGAAACGUGCUCGUCACCGGCUUUCUCUUCCUCGACACCUGGCGGUCAAUCAUGCGCUACACCUGCAUCGAGCUGUGCUUGGUCUGAGGAUCAGAACCGAGAUAAGGACAAGCAAUUAGUCCACACCAGGUUGCCCAACCCACAAAAUCUUUCCAACUUCAAGGCACAAAUCCGCGCCCUUGCCGAGUCACCGCCGCCAUUCAUCGCCCCGGACUCCAGGACGCGGACACUGGACAUCAUCACUCUCAGCCUCCGUGACUACUAUGACUGGCAGAUACGCAACGUACCAGACGGCAUAUCACCCGAUGACUUCCUCGGACAGGGGACAACCGAUGCAUCACAGCAGUACUGGUCUUCUAUCAAGAACGCAAUCUACCUCAUCAAGCUCUCGGCCAGUUCAGCGCAGUCAGAUGCCACUCAACGACCGGAUCUCCGUGCAUGGCCGGCCCUGUCCGAAGCUGGUCGGGACGCCGCAGCCGCCAUGACCAGCCAACCUUUUGACUUCCUCCGCAACCUCUUCGCCACGCUUUCGCCAGCCAACGUCCGCGCCCGUCCUGAACUUCGGACCAUCCUCCUGCAGUUCCUCGCCAGCGAAGCCAAUAACAACUUCUCACCCACACACCCCAUCGCCCGCAUCUGCACCGAGCUCAACAACGACGAAGACUGCCAGGAAAUCUCGCGCCGCGCUUUGCAGUGCAUGGUGGACUUGUUCAGCCGCCUCGGCCAACGACGUUUUGUCUCCUUCAAACUCCUUGACUCCCUGGCCACUCUCCUCCGUCGCAACGGCGAGUUCGAUGCGGCAAUGGUCAUUGUCACGGAGCUCUUCAAAGCCUGCCGGCAAGAAUUCGGACCAUACGCGGAACAGACGCGUGCAGUUCAGAAUGAGUUGGCGCACUUCUACAUGGUUGUGGACGACGGUGAUCAAGCUUUGCAGCACUGUAUGGCUGUCAUUCGCCGCCCGCCACCCGAGGGGCUAGCCAAUGACCCGAAGAUUGCUUUUCACCAAGACGGCAUUGCAGCGCACACGAUGGAAGACGUCGCGGAGAUUCAUGAGAAACGGGGGGAUCUGGAUCAGGCAAUUGUUUGGCUUGAGAGGGCAGCGGAUGUCGCAUUGAGGGUUUGGGGGCCGCAGGCGGUAGCGACGGGGCAUAUCAUCGACAAGCUCACGACGCUUAAGAAGGAGUAUGCGAGUAAUAUGUUGAAAAGUGCGAGGGACUGGGAGGCUAUUAUCGAGCGAUAGUAUCUAGGUAGCUUUGGGGUUGAUUGAUUGAACAAUCGUUGUUA